AUGUUAUGGGCAAAAACGUCUAACGGCGACCCAGCAAGCACCUUGGUCAUCUCCAGGUCUCCACGGAAAUCUCCAGACAGACACUCGACCAGGAUUUGGGGUGCCUUUUGCUUAAUUUUCUCCACGGUCGACCGCAAGUGGUGUGAUCCUCCGUCUGGCAAGUCAUCUCUGUCAACAGUCGUUAGAACCACAUACCCAAGUCCCCAUCUGCUGAUGGCCUCUGCUGUGUUUUCUGGCUCGUUUGGAUCCAAAGGUCCCGGGUUCCUGUUUGUCUUCACAGAACAGAAUCGACAUCCUCUCGUGCACGUAUCUCCCAUUAACAUGAUAGUAGCCGUGGCCUCGGACUUCUUUCCUCCCCAGCACUCGCCAAUAUUCGGACAUUUGGCCUCCUCACAAACAGUAGCAAGUUUCAGCUCCCUCACAUCGUUCUUUAAAGCGUGGAAACUCUUACCCUUGGGGAUCGGAACCUUGAGCCACGAUGGCAACCGUGCGUCCGGGUCUUUCCUGGCAACUUCCAGCGGAUCAACAAACAUAUCUUUGGCCUUUCCGCUAACAAAAUCAUCAAACGAUGGGCCCUUGUUCAGUUUGUCAGUGAACACUGUCACCCGUCUCCGUCUCUUUUUAGGAGGAGAAAUAAUGGACUCGUCAUCACGCGUCUUUCCUGUCUCCGCAGCGCUAGGAACCGACGCAAGAAACCGAGCACCCGCCAAUCCAGGCCUCAAGCCCGCUUGA
Ogataea philodendri is the source of this 732-nucleotide messenger RNA. RefSeq lists its product as uncharacterized. NCBI's taxonomy places the organism in Eukaryota, Fungi, Ascomycota, Pichiomycetes, Pichiales, Pichiaceae. The record is from RefSeq and is a predicted model, not a curated record. Bases 1 to 732 code for a protein of 243 amino acids. The transcript has a single exon.